Messenger RNA from Salvelinus sp. IW2-2015, 5210 nucleotides. NCBI's taxonomy places the organism in Eukaryota, Metazoa, Chordata, Actinopteri, Salmoniformes, Salmonidae. The record is from RefSeq and is a predicted model, not a curated record.
AGAGUACACAAGUACAUUAGACACACUGAUGUUAAACUGCAUCAGUAAACUGAUAAUUGGUCAUUUUUGUUUAACUACCCAGUUAUUACUCUUUCUCUCACACUCAGACUCGCACUAAAACAAACAGGCAUUUAAAAUGGACACUCGCAUUUUGUGCGUCAUAUGGGUCCUUGCCCGAAUAGGUGGUGUCGCACUUUUUUUUUAGCAACUAUUGAACGGAAUAUGAACUUUAAAUAUUUGAAGAAUAGACGAAGUACCUAAUUGCUCAUGUAAUACCAUUGCAAUUUCACCGACAGUGUAUUCCGUUGGAUGCAGAGAAAGUAACGGAAUUGCCGUGCUUUGACAUUGAACGAAGACAAAGAAGUUCCUCUGGGAGGUUAGCUGGCUUCCUGAUAAUUCCAUUUGGAUUAGCCAGCUAUGAUAGCUGGCUAGCAAGCUAACAACAACCCUGAUUCAAGUGAAAUUACCCAAAACAGAGAAACCAUGGAGGAGUCAGCAAGCACCAUAGAGGUCACUGUGAAGACCCUGGACUCCCAGAGCAGGAGCUACACUGUCCGCAGGGAGUUGACAGUGAAGGAGUUCAAAGAACACAUAGCUGCAUCAGUGGAGAUCCCAGUGGACAAGCAGAGACUAAUCUACCAGGGCAGAGUGCUGCAGGAUGAGAGGACACUGAACGAAUACAAUGUGGCUGGUAAGGUGAUCCACCUUGUGGAGCGUGCUCCUCCUCAGACUUCCCAGUCUGGCGGCGGAGGAGGAGGAGUGUCCUCAGGGGGAACAGAGGGAGGUGCCACCACCUCCUCCUCCCAGGGAGGCCCCCAGGACCGCAACGGGAACAGCUACGUCAUGCUGGGAACCUUUAACCUGCCCGUCAACAUCAUGGACCCUCAGCAGAUACAGAUGCAAGUGCAGCAGAUGAUGGCAGGAGUGGGAGAAGCAGGAAGGAAUACCAGAGUCAGCACCAGCACUCGAAGCAACGGUUCAGUGGAUGUGCAUAUCAACGUUGACCAAUCAGUGCAGAGCGAGCCCAGGAAGCUGCAAUUGGCUGAGAACUUGCUAAGGGAUACCCAGUCUCUGACCACAGACUGGAGUACAUCCACCUCCUCUUCCUCCUCCUCAUUCUCUUCCGCUACAGCUGCCACUGCAGGAGCAUCCCAGCCUAUGGAUACCUCCCCUCUUGCUCCACCACCUCCCCCUCCCACCUCCUCCAGCCAGACAGAGGGACCACCCCACCCGGGCCCAAGUAACCACCCCAGCCCAGCAGCGCUAGUGGAGGUGUUGUCAGAGGUGAGGAGGGUGGAGGAGAGGCUUCGUCCCUUCAUAGAGAGAACUCACUCCAUCCUUGGGGCUGCCACUUCAGCAGACUACAACAACAACACCCAGGAAAGAGAAGAGGACCAGCACGUUCUCAACCUGGUCGGGGAGUCUCUACGUCUCCUUGGCAACACCCUAGUUGCCCUUAGUGACCUACGUUGUAACCUGGCCACUCCUCCCCCCCGUCACCUCCACGUGGUUCGGCCCAUGUCCCACUACGGCUCCCCCGUCCUGCUGCAAGGUGGUAUGCCACACCACACCCCCAUACCGAUAAACCUUGGAAACCUGGGGAACCUCGGAAAUUUGGGAACCACAGUGACCAUGACGUCCAAUGGGAGGCAUGCAGCCGAGGGCUGGGCCCAACCCUCUCAGGCUCCUGGCCAAUCAGAGGGCCAGGCCCCGCUUCCACAGCCAAACGCAGCCAAUCAGCAGCCAAUUCAGGGCCAGGGGGCUCCGCAUGUCAUCAGAAUCACCCACCAGACCAUGGAGCCUGUGGUAAUGAUGCAGAUGAACCUGGAUGAAUCUGGCAGCGGCCCUCAGGUCCAAGGACAACAGAUCCCUAUGGGUAAUGGACAGCCUGGUGCUACUCCAGUCCAAAUCGCAGGCCUUCCUCCAGAGUUCAUGCAGGCCAUCGUCCACCAGAUCUCUCAGCAGGCUGCUGCCAUGGCAACCGCUGCUGCCACGGGUCACCCCGGGCAACCAGGAGCAGGCGUCCCCGGGACCACCCCCAGCUCUGACACCUCUGCCACCCCUCACCCUCACGGGCCUCUGCCCCCUGGAGCCAGGGUGGUGAUCACGCACCCCUCCUUCUCCCCCCACAUCCCCCAGCCUGUGGGCACCAGGGGCACCACCAUCAACCUCAGGGCUUCAGUGCCCCCUGCUGGCGGGCAACAGAACCUUCAGGGCACACCUCUGGCUUCCUCUCCCCUAACUCAGAUGAUCAGUGGUCUGGUUGGACAGCUACUGAUGCCUGGACAACAGAUGUCUGGACAGAUGCCUGGACAACAGAUGUCUGGACAGAUGCCUGGACAGCAAGUUCCGCCAGGUGACCAGACAUCCACCAGCUCCUCCUCAGCCUCCCACUCCUUCUCUUUCUCCACCUCCUCCUCUUCAUCCUCUUCUGCCUCCUCCUCCUUCUCCUCCUCCAAUCCCGUCCCUCCCCACCCCUCCUGUGGGGCGAACACAUCUGGCCAGACCACCACCCACACCACCAACACCACUUCCAUGGGCCAGCCACCGGAAGGGGUCGCCGAGGCCAACCUAGCCCAACUCCUGGGCUCCUUGCUGGGUGGAGCUAGUGGGCCAGGAGCCCCUGGUUCUGGAGCUAACCCACACAUCACUGUGACCGUACCUGGAGUCCCAGGGUUCUUCCAGGGAAUGUCAGACUUCAUCCAGGCUAACCAACCCAUCUUCUCCCGACCCUCACCUGUACCCCCACCCGGCCAGGAGCCUCCCCCUGGCCAAGGCACCCCUACCCCCCCUCCCCAGGCGGCCCCUGGGGGUGGAGGGGACCCAUCCCUGAGCCCGGAGCUGUUUACAGGUAUUGUCCAGGGGGUCCUCUCCACCAUGAUGGGGUCUCUGGGGGCUCCGCAGGGGAACGGGGAGAGCAUCGCUCAGUUCAUCCAGAGACUGUCUCAGACCACCAACCUCUUCACACCUGGAUCUGGAGACGCUGUCGGGUUCUUUGGGGACCUGUUGUCCCUGGUGUGUCACAGUUUCUCCAUGGUGGACAUGGUGUUGUUACUCCAUGGUAACGCCCAGCCAAUCAGCCGGAUCCAGCCCCAGCUCACUGAAUUCUUCAACCAGCACUACCUGCAGGGUCGAGAGCCUACUGACGCYAAUAUCAACGCAGCAUCUGUGGACCUCAUCAAUGAUCUGGAGGAGUACAUAACAGAGAGCUUUGCCACAGUGACUGUGAGAGAGGGAGUGGACAUCAUUCAAACCAACAUCACUUUCCUUAGACAGCAGUUCACCCGCGUGGCCACACACAUCCUACGCUGCACAGACCAAACGUUUGGUCACCGCCUGCUGCUGCUCUGCACCCAGGGUCUGUUUGAGUGUCUGGCUCUCAACCUUUACUGUCUCCAAGGGGAACAGAGAGCUCUCACCCAAGUCAUCAACCACCGCAUCAGGAGGAUGUCAGCAGAGGUCAACCCCAGCCUGGUCAACUGGCUGACCAGUAUGAUGACCAUGAGACUCCACGUCAUCCUGGAGCACAACCCAGUCACUGAGGACCACAUCCAGCACUAUGUCAUCCACACACGGAGAGCAGAGCCUGGGGCACAGGCUGGACAGCAGACAGACACACAGAGUGUGGAGAUGGAUGAAGGUCUGUCCCCGGCCCCGGCCACCACUGCAGAGGAGGCCAUGGCUUCAUCAGGGAACAGACAGGAGGUCGGAGCAUCCCCCGGGGUGACCACCCCCUCGCAGAGAGCAUCAUCAGGGGAGACCAGAGGAGCUGUUGCCAUGGCAGCAGGAAGAAGGGAGGAGUCUGGAGGAGAAGUGGAGCCCUGGGCAGCUGCAGUGCCCCCUGAGUGGGUUCCUAUCAUCAGACACGACAUGCUGUCUCAGAGGAAGAUGAAGGCUCAGCCCCCUCUGUCUGAUGCAUACCUCCACGGGAUGCCUGCCAAGAGGAGGAAGACCCACCAGGGUGAAGGCCCUCACCUGUCCCUGUCUGAGGCAGUGAGCCGGGCGGCGCGUGCUGCAGGAGUCAGACCUGUCACUACCCCAGACAGCCUCCAGGGAGAGCUAGAGGAGCCAGAGCUUCAGGAGGCCUACCAAGAACAGGUGAGGAGUGACAUCAAGGAGAGAGUGAGAGAUGACCCAGAAUUCAGCUCCCAGCGUUUCCCCAACACACACCGGGCAUUUUCUCUAGACGACUCCUAAAUAUUAUUGGUCCUCAGGCCUGUCAACCACUCCAUCUUGUCAAUCACAGUUUUCUCCCUGGAUGACUCCUAAUCUGAUUGGUCACCACACCUGUCAAUAACCCUAUCUAGCCAAUCACUCACAACCAUGAUGUAUCCAGGGGUGUGUUCAUCAUGCAUCUCAACAUCACAUCCGGAAUCAUGUCAGCUCUAUUCGUGAAAUUUCUCUCUUCAACAUUCUGUAACACGCCCCAGAUUCGAUUCUGCAACAUUCCCUGUGGGUCUGUCAUGUCCAGUGAAGAUCAAAGAGAAAAUAAAACACAAGAGUCUUUACUUGCUUAAAAAUGACACAUAUUUAAAACCGAGAAGAGCUUUACAACCGGUCUGUCAUCUAUCAAUGGAAAAUGUCAGUCUCUCUGUGGUAUCUCCCAUAAAGCACCGCUUUCUCAUUCCAACAAACUCAUUUCUAACCGGUCGUCGUUAUCUGUAUGUCCGGUUGUCCUUAAGAUUUUGCUGUAACUUGUAAAUUAGCACAAAUUGUACAUUGUAUUAAGAACGUGAUGUAAUAAUAUUCUAGUGAUAAUGCAACAGCUAUUCCUUGUCAAGUAACGAAAACCUUCCGUAGGCUUUUUUGGGGGGGCGUUUAGUUUGGUAUCCUGACUAGAGAUGAAAGAAGCACAGAUUCUACAUGUUGACUGGCCUGGUUAAACCAGACUGAACCGUGCGAACAAGUGAAACAGUGGUGAGCGCAACAUUGUCUGGUGUAACCGGGCUACAUCUUUACAUAUUUACUUUCAGGAUAGAGAGGAUGGUAGAGGUUUAGGUGUUAGAGGUGAUUGUCAUGUCAUCAGUGACAUUUUGUGUUUAGCUAUUUUAAAGUGACUGUGAAUACGAGGCUCAAUGGUGUUUUAGCCAUAAUUAUGUUAAGUUGUAAUAACUGCCAUAAUCAAGACCAUGAUAAAGAUAAGUCUCGUUUUAUGCCAUUGUAUUUCUUUCUAGGCGACCACGGCUAUCAUUUCUAGAACCUGACUGUUG